This is a messenger RNA of Monopterus albus (swamp eel), 3478 nucleotides long. It is a transcript of the gene fbxw2, whose product is annotated as F-box and WD repeat domain containing 2. The transcript has 8 exons. Gene Ontology annotation, molecular function: protein binding. Lineage: Eukaryota; Metazoa; Chordata; Actinopteri; Synbranchiformes; Synbranchidae. The record is from RefSeq and is a predicted model, not a curated record. Bases 359 to 1723 code for a protein of 454 amino acids.
AAACGACCUUACAGGGCAGGAUGGCGUUUCCAUUAUCUUUUCCUUUUCAAGCUGUCACGUCCUGCUAUCCUUCUGUCCUACUAUUUAGUGUUAAAAACUCUAAGUCUGAAAAAUGCAUAGACGACCAUUCCUUUAUAAACACCACUUAAUUUACAGUUAACAGAAUCCAGGAUUCUCCUGGUGGUUAGCUAAGAAGCUACGUUACUUGGACAGUUCUUUCAAGUUGCUUGAUGACGGGUUAGCUUACGACAGCUAACUUCGCUAUGUGAGCCAACUAAAUAUCAAAGUGGCGAUAAAAAAAACUCGCUGCACAUCUCUGGUUGGGACUGUCAGUGUUGCAAGUCGCUCUCAUGUGCCCAUGGAGAAGGUGGCCUUUGAGGGGUGGCUGGAGUCAGUCUCUGCCACUUUCCUUACUCUAAAUGACCAGCAGCGCAACCAGUCUCUGGACCACCUCAUAUCUUUAAGUGGUGCUGCCCAGCUCCGUCAUUUGUCUAAUGGAUUGGAGACCCUGCUCAAGCGUGACUUCCUGCGCCUCCUUCCUCUGGAGCUGGCCUUCUACCUGCUGCGCUGGCUGGAUCCUCAGACCCUACUCACCUGCUGCCUGGUCUGUAAGCAAUGGAACAAGGUGAUAAACUCAUGUACAGAGGUGUGGCAGGGAGUGUGUCGGGAGCUGGGCUGGAGGAUUGAUGAGUCCAUUCAGGAUGCAUCACACUGGAAGGGCAUCUACCUGAAGGCCAAACUGCGCAUGAUGCAGCUGAAAGAUCAGGAGGCCUUUGAGACAUCGUCCCUUAUCGGCCACAGUGCUCGAGUAUAUGCUCUCUAUUACAAGGAUGGCCUCCUCUGCACAGGUUCUGAUGACCUCUCUGCCAAAUUGUGGGAUGUACGCACUGGACAGUGCAUUUGUGGAAUUCAGACACACACCUGCGCUACAGUGAAAUUUGAUGAACAGAAGUUGGUGACUGGGUCCUUCGACAAUACUAUUGCAAGCUGGGAGUGGAGCACAGGGGCUAAAAUCCAACAGUUCCGUGGCCACACAGGAGCAGUCUUCAGUGUGGACUAUAAUGAUGAGCUGGAUGUUCUGGUCAGUGGCUCUGCAGAUUUCACUGUGAAGAUCUGGGCAUUGUCUGCUGGUGCCUGUCUCAACACUCUGACUGGACACACUGAGUGGGUCACCAAGGUGAUACUGCAGAAAAGUGAAGUAGAAUCUAUGAUGCACAGCCCUGGUGAUUAUAUUCUGUUAAGUGCUGAUAAAUAUGAAAUCAAGGUCUGGCCUUUAGGCAGAGAAAUCAACUGCAAGUGCUUGAAGACCCUGUCAGUGUCAGAAGACCACAGCAUCAGCCUUCAGCCUCGCCUGCAGUUUGAUGGACGUUACAUCGUCUGUAGCUCUGACCUUGGAGUUUACCAGUGGGACUUUGCCAGUUUUGAGAUUCUCAGGGUGAUAAAAAUGCAGGACCCAGCCAACCUGUCUCUACUCAGCUUUGGCGAGGUGUUUGCGCUCCUUUUCGACAACCACUUCUUGUAUGUGAUGGACCUGAGGACAGAGGCUGUCUCAGGCCGCUGGCCUCUACCUGCAUACAGAAAAUCCAAACGAGGGUCCAGUUUUCUGGCCGGUGUCACUUCCUGGCUUAAUGGCCUGGAUGGGGGUAAUGACUCUGGACUAGUGUUUGCCACCAGCAUGCCCGACCAUAGCAUUCACUUAGUAUUGUGGAAGGAGAACGGAUAGAAAAGAACAAGGACGCCAAACCCUAGACUGCUAGGAUAUGAGCUGCCAUCACUUGUGCUCUGGAAUAUAUGAACCUUAACACUCAAGACAGACGCAUGGACCAAAGCAUUAUGUUUUUUAAUCUGCUUCUUCUGCAGCCUAAAGCCCUCCUCUCAACAAACAUUCACAGAUGGAAAUGGGAGGCAAACUAAGAUGAUGAAACUGUAACUGUUGUGCUAUACAAAGUGCUGGAUUAGCACGUCUUGAUUUCUGCAGAAGCCUCUGAUUAGUCUUCUGAUUUCGACAAAUACAGAAAGAAAAUGGACUUCUUGAAGCCCAAGAUGCAUCAGUGACAACUAAACAAAUCAUCAAAGGUUCUAAGAUAAACAUAACCAUAUAAAUUCUCCUUUAAUUGACUGUCAGUGUUAAUGUUUUGGCAGAUUUGCUCUUUGAGCAGUUUAGCAUUGUGCAGUGAGAAUAUUUGUAGCCAAACUUUAAUCCAUAAUUUAGUAAUAGGAUGCAACUUUUGCCACUAACCUUUUCUUACCAGGAAACGACGGUCAGAAGUGCUGUAGUUGGAGCUUGUCUACUGACAAGAUGGUCACUGAGCUGAUUUGCCAAUUUAUUGGUUUCCUUGAAGAAAAGCAGGGUUGCCUUAAACACAGUCACUGUAAAUAAUGGAGAACAUCUCCUCUGAUAUAAGAUUGUGACAUCAAGGACGAUAUUCCCCAAGAUUUUUACAGACUAUCCCCGAGGAAGCUGUAUACCGAGUUGUAUGGUGAAAAGUGGCUUGGUACACUGUUGUGUACCACGUAAAACAUUGUGAGGUUUCAUGUAAGUCCACUAAAUAUACUUUUCUAAGGGAUGUCUGGUUUAAAUGUCAGCUUGAGAAAUGUGAUGUGCCUUUUCAGUUCAUUUGAUGUUACAGACUAGAUAACUCCAGCACAUUGCAGUAAAUUGAUGACUGCAUUGUAAAAUUUUUAUGUUGACUUUUUCAUAUUUUACUGUGCUCUAACAGUCUAAGAUGUCUGUAAUUUUAUAGCUAUCUACAAGACUUGACUUGCUUAGUGAACUGCUUUGAUAAACCACUGACCGUCUCAAACAUCAGGUCUAUAUUAAAGGCUUCAGUGCAUCACACAGCAGCAGGGGGUGACUUGGCACUUAGCUCUGUGCAAAAUUACUAUUUUACACUUACAUUUAAUUAGAUGGUUUUCUUGUCACUAUUAAACAAUAUGAAACCAUGCCAUUUUUGUUCUGCAUGCAUUUUAACAUUUUGUCUCUGUUUGGUUUUAUGUUUGUACAAAACUGAAACUUUAACCCAGAUUAUUGACUGUCUUCCUUUGCCUUGGCAGGCCACAGAACAGAACGGAUUGAAAUGAAUUGUACCACACCUCAUUUAGUAUAUUAGAAUUUUUUUUUUUAUACAGACCAUAACCUGUUUUUCACAUGGAUUAACUGUACACAGCAGAUGUACCUGUUCCUAGUUUAGACUUUUAAAAUCUCAUUAAAACACCACCAAUAUAACGUAUUCUGUACUGCUGUCGACCGUUGCACCACAUUAUAUCCUCUCAGAAGCACACAGUUAAAAUUGAAAGUCCAUUUUGUAUAUAAAAUUAUACAUUGAAAUAGGCCAGUUUUUGUUCAUUUGCUUCAUGGUUAAUUGCCAUUGUAUUCAAGCACUGCACAGUAUUUUAAUUUAACAAAAUCUUUGGUCACCUGCAUCCCUCUACAAUCAGCUUCAGUAUUGCAGUCUUUCAAAUAAAGUAGCUAAUACAC